Messenger RNA from Arthroderma uncinatum, 1182 nucleotides. Its product is annotated as mitochondrial import protein mmp37. The record is from RefSeq and is a predicted model, not a curated record. NCBI's taxonomy places the organism in Eukaryota, Fungi, Ascomycota, Eurotiomycetes, Onygenales, Arthrodermataceae. The coding region runs from base 1 to 1182 and encodes 393 amino acids. Gene Ontology annotation, molecular function: phosphatidate cytidylyltransferase activity. Gene Ontology annotation, cellular component: mitochondrion. Gene Ontology annotation, biological process: CDP-diacylglycerol biosynthetic process; cardiolipin biosynthetic process. The transcript has a single exon.
AUGAUUAUCAAUGAAGAAUUCAAGGAAGCUCUGCGACAAAUCCUUUGGCAGUUCAAGGCACCGAUUCGAUAUGCAUUCGCAUACGGGUCCGGUGUUUUCCCACAAAGCGGAUCGUCUGGAGGGAGCUGCCACCCAUCACCUCCGCAAGCAAUUCAGGCAGUGCAGCAAGGCGGCGGGAAGAUGAUCGAUUUCAUCUUUGGGGUUUCACACAGCCAGCAUUGGCACUCUCUUAAUCUCAACCAGCACCGCAAUCAUUAUUCAGGCCUUGGAUCUAUGGGAUCGUAUGUUGUGUCCCAAGUACAGGAAAAAAUGGGAGCUGGAGUCUACUUCAAUCCGUACAUCACCGUGAACGGGACUCUGAUUAAAUACGGGGUUGUUAACAUCGACACCCUUUGCAAAGACCUAAGUCAGUGGGAUUCGCUGUAUCUUGCAGGGCGACUCCAUAAGCCAGUCAAGAUUCUGCGCGAUCAUCCAAGUGUCCGACUGGCCAAUCAAGUUAACCUUCUAUCAGCUGUGCGUGUUGCUUUGCUAUUGCUGCCACCCGAUUUUACGGAGCAAGAGCUAUACCGAAAGAUCGCGGGUAUCAGCUACCAAGGCGACCCCCGCAUGUCCUUUGGCUCGGAGGACCCCAGGAAAAUCCAUAACAUAGUCUCAGCCCAGAUUACGAAUUUCCGUCGACUAUAUGCACCGCUAAUUGACACUCUGCCUAAUGUCUCCUUCAACGACUCUCGAUGCAGCGACCCGGACUGGCUUGACAACCCAGACAUCAACGUUACCUUGGCACAAGACAUGGACCCUAUCAAACGAGGUAACAUGGUCCGGCGGUUGCCCAAAUCGUUCCGGGAGAAACUCUACUUCCAGUAUCAAGGUCGAUUCCAGAUCCCACGCGGGGAAUUCGAUAUUAUGAUGCAAAAGACUGCCGACGAGGACCCAGAACGUUUCCAUCGCCGGCAGGGAAGUGACUUUGACCGGAGAAUUGCUGCCGAGUCUAACCUGAAGGAUGAGGUAACGCUCUCCAUAAAAAACACAAUAUCCUGGCCUAGCACCAGCCAAUCUAUGAAAGGUGUCCUCACAGCGGGUAUUUCCAAGUCGAUGCGCUAUCUCCAAGAGAAACGCCAAAAGUAUAAGGCAUCAAAAGCGUCGACCUCGGAGUCACCAGAGGACAAGCCCAAAGGUGAAUGA